GUCAGUGUGUCUCUCGCUGAGAGGAGGGAGAGCAAAUGUCUCCUGCUCUCUAUUUGUCCUCCUCAUUGGCUCCUCACGGCUGUCCUGCAUGUCCAGAUGUCUUUAGUCUCCGCCUUCCCUUGAGAGUGUGCAGACAGCAGUAAAGGUUAUCACAGGGAUGCUGUAGGAAUUCACUGCAACUCUUUAAAAAGAGUCUUCUCCCAGAGCUUUAUCUUGUGAUCUUCCUGGACCAUGAGCGGUGGUGUGAACUUGAAGACGAUGUCUCAGAGCGGCUCUGGUAUUCCUCUGCCGCGGAGCCUGACCAGUCUCUCCAAGCAGGACACCAAGAGCUUGAGCGGCUCUUUACUGGGUCCUGCUGCCCAAAACCAGCUGGCUGCGCGAACUUCCUCGCUUUCUUCCUCAACCUCAUCCAUAUCUUCUCUAUCGGUCUCAAAGGAGUUACUCAAAGGGACCGGAUCGAGAACUCAGUCUUCACAGAGAGCUCAAGGGACAUCUGGUGGCACAAACAGGCCGUCGUUUGCUCCCCGUUCGGCCCACAGCAGCCCGCAUGUGCCCAAACGAGAGAUGAUUCCAUUCAAAAACAACCUCCGGAGGGGCUCGUUGCCCCAGGAUGGGUUCAGAGACAUGGAGAGACACUCCAACAAGAACUGGAGAUCUGGCCAUCAUCACUUCAGGAGUCUAGACAAUGAGGUUGUUGAAUCUUCUAGAGAGCAACAGACGGGUCAAGCCCUUCGCAAGCCAACUAACGGGAACGUCAUUUGGGAAACGUCAACUGGUGUUCAAAGGGACUUUCAGAAGCAGCGGAUGACAAUGCUGGCUCGUGGUGACAGUUACAGAGGAACAAUUGCAUCUAAAUCCCAGGUGAACUUCUCAAAUGCGUGUCCUGCAGGAAGGGAGUCUCCACGCAUGGCGGCAGUGGCCCCUUUCAGAUUCAGGCUGCAGGUUGGAGAGGACACUGAAGCUUCUCUUGAGGAUCUGAGCGAUUGUUCCUCAGACUCUAUGGAAGUGUGCUGUGAGGAUUUAGAUCCCGAGUCUCAAAGGAAACGUACAGUUCAGAAUGUUCUGGAUCUCAGACAGAACCUGGAGGAAACCAUGUCCAGCCUGCGGGGGACUCAGCUCAGCCAGAGUUGUUUGGACAGCAGCGUCUGCUACGACAGCGAUGAAACCAACGCUCGUAGCAUCUCCAGCCUCUCCAACCGCUCUUCUCCUCUCUCCUGGCGCCACGGCCAGUCCAGUCCUCGCCUGCAAGCCGGCGACGCUCCUUCCUCAACGGGCAGCAGCUAUGUGUCGGGCAGCAAGGCCUCGUCUCAGUACACCUCUCACACCAUGCCUGCCCGCUGCUCCAGCCGCCUCAGCCACACGUCACGCAGCGAGUUCAUCGAAGGCCUGGACCCCGGAGACAGAGACCUCAAGCAUGGUUACCUGAGUGAUUCUGAUGUACUUUGCAAGAGCCUUAAUGAUGACGAUGAUGACGACAAUCUGGCCAAUGGUUGGGACGAGAGCAGCUCCAUCAGCAGCGGUUUGAGUGAUGCUUCUGAUAACCUGAGCUCAGAGGAGCUCAACGCCAGCUCGUCUCUCAACUCCCUCCCCACCACACCUGUGGGCUCGCGACGCAACUCCUCCGCUAUGUUGCGGACGGAUGCAGAGAAGCGCUCUCUGGUGGAGAGUGGACUGGCGUGGUACAGCGAGGACAGUAAGUCCUUACGGAAGGCUGAUGGAGUUUAUGACACAGGCAGCUUAAAAUCGGAGCCUUCCAGCAAGUGGAGGAAAACUCGGCUGCCGGAUGGUUCUCCGCAGGACAAGGCGGGGAAAGGAGAACUGAAGAAACCUCAGAGUCUUGGACAACCUGGGAGCUACAAAAAGGGCCGCAAUCGUCCUGUGGGCGUCACCUCUCCCAUCACACACACUUCACAAAGUGUGCUAAAAGUUGCAGUCCCUAAAGGAGACACUAAGGCAGUCGACAAGGUGAAGAUGUCCGUCAAAGCAACAGGUCUCCAGCGUUCCCGCUCCGACGCAGGCCGGGACAUCGAGCACCGCAAGCCUCCCUCAGGUCUGGUCAAACCCUCCGCUGGAGGCUCCUUCGGUUACAAGAAACCGCCGACCACCGGAACAGCCACUUUCCUGACAGCAGGAGGCGCUACUAUCACGAGCGGCUCGGCCACUGUGGGCAAAACCCCCAAGUCCUCGGGCAUCCCCAUCAAACCUGUCCCAGGCGGAGGUGGGCGCAAAAACAGCCUGGACGCCAGCGGCUCCGAACAGGGGUUCCUUGCACCCAACGCUCGCGGGAGCAUUCAGUAUCGCAGUCUGCCGCGACCUGCCAAAUCCAGCACUAUGAGCUUGACCGGACGCCCUUCCUCUCGCCCUGUUAGCGGCAGCAUCGACGCCAGUCUCCUCACCCUCAAACCUGUACCGCCUCUGUCCAGCACCAUGCCCACCAGAGGAAAAGAUGGAGGCAGCUUGAAAGCGGCUAGUCGCCCGAGCACCACGGGACCCGUCAACCAAACGGACCGAGAGAAGGAGAAGGAGAGGGCCAAGGCCAAAGCCGACCUGGAGAUCAGCUGCCUGAAGGCCGAGAACCAGAGCGACAGCUGUGCAGACACUGUGGAGAAGAUCCACCGAGUGCGGAGGACGAGCUCGAGUAAAUACCCAGAACUGAGCUCUCCAACCAGCACGCCAAGGUUGCUGAGCAGUAAGUCUCUAGUUCACCCUUCGAGCCUGGCUCACCUAGACAAGCUCAACUCCAACAGUCUGGACUCCUGUAUCACCAUCCAGGACCUUCCACCAAAGAUCCCUCCCUACUCCAAGCUGCAGGACCUGGCGGGCUCCCGCGUGUCCCCUCGACUCACUCCAAGCCCGGCGCCGGUGCUCCACAUCGACUCUCCCAGCUGUUUCUCAGGCCAGGCGCUGUCGGUCAGCAGCUCCCCCAUCCUCUACCCCAAGAUGUCCGGCCUGCACCGCAGCAUGGAGUCGCUGCCGCUUCACAUGAGCGUCCCCAUCAAACAUGAUCUGGGAGACCCUGAAGAAACCAGGAAUACUGGGACGUGGGGCACAAGCAGUCGGACGUCCAUCACUUUGGGCGACAGUUUACAAACUGAUAGGAACACCUUUCCCAAGAAAGGAUUAAGUCGCUAUGGCAACGGCCAAUCAGAUGGUGAAGUGAGGGAGCGCCGUCAUUCCCACACGAUCACGAGCAUGACGGAUUCGGAGAGCCCCCCGCUGCUGCCCUCACCAACACACGUCACGCAGCCCUUCCUGGGAAAAACACCGCCGACCAACGUGGUGGCACCAAUCCCGAGUUCAGGCUCCGGUUCCCAGAUCACACGCUCCAACAGCAUCCCGGCGAAUGACAUGGGCUACGAGCUGUACGGCACGUCUCCUCUGAGCAGCUCUCUGUCCAAGAGCAUGAUGAGAUCUGGAUCCUUCAGAGAGCCGAGUGAGGAUGUUCAUGGAUCUGUGCUGUCUCUGGCCUCGAAUGCCUCAUCCAACUACUCAUCGACUGAAGAGAGAAUGCAAGGAGAGCAAAUCCGGAUACUGAGGCGUGAGCUGGAGACUUCUCAGGAUAAAGUGACCAGUCUGACCAACCAACUCUCAGCAAAUGCAGGCCAGGCUAACCUGGUGGCAGCGUUUGAGCAGAGUCUGGCCCUCAUGACAGCGCGACUGCAGAGUCUGUCAGUCACUUCUGAGCAGAAGGAUUCCGAGCUAGUGGACCUAAAAGAAACCAUAGAAGUCCUAACGUCCAAGAACACAGAAGCCCAGUCCAUCAUUCAAGUGGCCCUCAAUGUCCCCGACACAACACCCAAAGAGCUGCAGAUCGACCGUCAGAACUCGUCAGAGAGCAUCUCCAGUCUGAACAGCAUCACCAGUCACUCCAGCGCCGGCAGCCUGAAGGAGCAGGAGGCCAAGAAGAAGAAGAAGAAGAGCUGGGUCUAUGAGUUGAGGAGCUCCUUCAACAAGGCCUUCAGUAAAAAGGGUUCCAAAGCGCCAUAUGCAGACAUAGAGGAGAUCGCAACCCCGGUCACAUCCGCCCCAUCUUCACCCAAAAUCCACCAUAAUGUGGAUAAUGCCUCCUCUAAAGCCUCGACUUCAACAUCAGGAUCAUGCGAGGGCCAUGAGGACACUGAGCAUGAAGAGAAAGUGGUGUCAGAGUUACGCUCGGAACUAUGGGAGAAAGAGCGCAAGCUGACGGACAUCCGUUUGGAGGCGCUAAGCUCCGCCCAUCAGCUGGAGCAGCUGCAGGAGGCCAUGACCAACAUGCAGAUGACGGUGGAAAACCUGAAGGCGGAGAAUGACCAGCUGAAGACGGUCGGCCCCUCCUCCAGACCGCCGAGCUCCACCUCCCAGUCCUCUGGGCUCGGUUCAUUGGGCAUCUCAUCACCACGGCAAUCGGUGUCGUCUUUCGGCAAAGGACAAAAUGAGCCUUACCCAGAUGUCUUUCAAAGCCCCACCACAACUCUGCAGAAGGACGAAAGUCUCGUCAGAGUGUUGGUUCGCAUACCAAAUCAGCACCUAUUCAAAGACGAGGUGAAACAGUUGGAGUUUUUCAUAGGCACGGUUAAAAUCAGCGGACGCACAGACUGGUUUGCUCUGGAUUCUGCAGUUAUCCAGGCUUUUAAAGAGUAUUUAGCGGUGGUGGACCCCAGCUCCAGUCUCGCUCUCUCUCAGGACUCCAUCUACAGCUACAGCCUGAGCCAUCUGAAGAGGGUUCUGGGAGCUCAGCCGCCCGAGACGCCUCCUGUGCGCCUCUAUAGCAAAGGCUCCUCCUGCAUCAGCGUGACUCUGAAAGGACUGAAGGAGAAGUGUGUGGAUGUUCUGGUGUUUGAGACGCUCAUCCCCAAGCCCAUGAUGCAGCAUUACAUCAGUCUGCUGCUCAAGCACCGGCGCUUGAUCUUAUCGGGCCCCAGCGGCACAGGCAAGACCUACCUCACCAGCCGCCUCGCCGAGUACCUGGUGGAGCGCAGCGCUCGAGAGGUUACGCCCGCCAUCACCACCACCUUCAACAUGCACCGCCAGUCCUGCAAGGACCUUCAGCUCUAUCUGGCCAAUCUGGCCAAUCAGAUCGAUCGGGAGAGCAGCACAGCUGAGAUCCCAUUGGUUGUCAUCUUGGAUGAUGUGCAUGAUGCAACAUCCCUCAGUGAACUUGUUAAUGGUGCUUUAACCUGUAAAUAUCACAAAUGUCCAUAUAUAAUAGGGACAACCAAUCAGCCAGUGAAGAUGACCCCUAACCAUGGCCUACACCUCAGCUUCAGGAUGGUGAUGUUUUCCAAUAACGUCGAGCCAGCAAACGGGUUCCUGGUACGUUACUUGCACAGAAAACUAAUGGAGGCUGAAGAUCCCAGGAGCAUGAAGAAUGAAGAUCUGCUGCGGGUGCUGGACUGGGUGCCCAGACUCUGGUACCACCUUCACACCUUCCUGGAGAAACACUGCACCUCUGAUUUCCUCAUUGGUCCCUGCUUCUUCCUGUCCUGUCCAGUUACGGUAGAGGAAUUCCGCACGUGGUUUAUAGAUCUCUGGAAUCACUCAAUCAUCCCAUACCUGCAGGAAGGAGCCAAAGAUGGCAUUAAGGUUCACGGGCAGAAGUCGGUGUGGGAGGAUCCGGUGGAGUGGGUCAGAGGAUCUCUGCCCUGGCCGUCUGCUCAGCAAGACCAGGCCAAACUCUUUCACCUGCCUCCCCCGAGCACGGGUCCCGGCAGCCCCAGCCAGCCAGGAGACGACCGGCCACAUAAGGAGACGCCACCCAGCUCCGUCGAGUCAGAUCCACUGAUGGCUAUGCUGUUAAAACUACAAGAGGCUGCCAAUUACAUUGAAUCACCAGAGAAAGAAACAGAUCCAAGACUCCCUCCUCUCUGAACAUCCGACUGACGUUCCCAUCAUCUCCUCCAUCUCUCCUGCCGCCCAUGUGGAGGUCCAAACACCUGCAGAUGACACCGUACUGUUACUAUAAAUGCUGUUAGUGCAUUUCACACUCUUAUUUAUUAUAUUAUCCAUCCCACCUUUUUCAUUUCAGUCAAAUGUCCCUUACAGUAAAGUACUGUGGUGGUACCGUGGUACAGUGAUGCUAUCAGAUGGUAAUACCGUGGUGCUUUCUCAUAUGGGGAGUUGACUUGCUCUGCAGUAUAACAUGCUAAACAACCGUUUUAAAAAGCAUUUUGCUCUAUUAAAGUUAUUAUGCAUGUAGCAUGCAUAAUAAUGAGCUCCUACAAAUUGAAAGACUACAUGGAGUAUUUAUACUAUGUGGAAUAUUUGUUCUAAAAUUGGACCAGGACCUUUAAAAUGAACUAGUGAUGGUUAGAAUAGUGGUUAAACUGGUAGAAAAACUUCUGAAAGAAAUUAAGACCCGUUUCAGCACUUAAAUCUACACUUUUCCAUAUGCAUUUAUUUAAUGCAGAAUAGUUUAAAUAUUGGUGGUUCUCCUUAAAACUAUCCAUAGAGCAUGGUGCUGAGUAAAUAAUAUGGUAUUAUCAUGUUAAAUACCACCAGAGCCAGUUUUUCCAUGGUAAAUUUUAGUUUUUACCAUAUGGUACUUUUAUGUAAGGGCUUGCAAAAACAAUAAUUUGUCAUGAAACGUAACUCAUUCUCCCAAAAAAUGAUGAUGAAAAUGAUCAUUUUAUAGCACUUCUAACUGCAUAUUUCUGUUUAUGGACACUUUAGUAUGUAUGUAAUUCUCUGUGUGGGAACCUUUACUGUUCUACUGCUGCCCGUAUUAACAGCUCAAUGAUGCAGGUGCUAAAAUCACUAGUGUGUACUCUUGACUUCAUCUCAUGGCCAUGGAUAAGAGCCAACAUGGGAGGUAUUGGGAAAUAUAUCUCACUUAAUAAUGUAACACUUAAGCCUAUGCUACAGGCCACUUUAGCCUAUGCUGCUUUUUGUACGUUUCAUUUCCAUCACGUUUGAA
Cyprinus carpio (common carp) is the source of this 6892-nucleotide messenger RNA. Its product is annotated as neuron navigator 1-like. Gene Ontology annotation, biological process: neuron migration; neurogenesis; microtubule bundle formation. The record is from RefSeq and is a predicted model, not a curated record. The coding region runs from base 232 to 5847 and encodes 1871 amino acids. Gene Ontology annotation, cellular component: axon initial segment; microtubule cytoskeleton. Lineage: Eukaryota; Metazoa; Chordata; Actinopteri; Cypriniformes; Cyprinidae. Gene Ontology annotation, molecular function: ATP hydrolysis activity. The transcript is spliced from 33 exons.